Scylla paramamosain (green mud crab) is the source of this 847-nucleotide messenger RNA. RefSeq names its product proline-, glutamic acid- and leucine-rich protein 1-like. NCBI's taxonomy places the organism in Eukaryota, Metazoa, Arthropoda, Malacostraca, Decapoda, Portunidae. The transcript is spliced from 2 exons. The coding region runs from base 140 to 847 and encodes 235 amino acids. The record is from RefSeq and is a predicted model, not a curated record.
GGAUUGGUGAGGGCGAUAAGAGGGAGUCAGUGUAGUGGCGAGUGGAGGAGGUGGUGUGGAGAGCAAGUCUUUCCUACUCUUUCCCUUCCUGCGGGGUUCCUAGGGACUCUCAGGCAGCGCCCUUCACAGCCAGCACAGGAUGGCAGGACACACGCCGCUGCAGGGGGACCGCGCCGCCUGGUGCCGCGAGAGGCUGGAGUUCUUCAGUGCAGUCAUCAACAACCUGGACAGGGAGAGACUCAAGGUGGAGUUGGAGAACUGCGAGACGGAGGAGGACGCGGCGGGCCUGAUGCACAGCCUGCUGUGGCUGCAGGACAACAUGCAGACACACUACCCGGGCGGUGCCGCAGCCAUCGACCCUCCUGAACCCGACGAGCCGCUGGGGCGCGAGUUCGAGGACGACAUCCCCGAGGAGCACCACCCGCUGUAUGUGGCCGUGGACGACCUGCCCGCCUCGCAGCCCGUCAUGUUUGAUCCUAGGGACUUGAACAUUCCUGUGGACGCCGGAGAGCCGCACACCUUCCUACAAGACGUGGUAUACCUUGGGAACCACGAGCAGCAGCAGCAGCGGCAGGAGGAGGAGGAUGAAGAAGAAGAGUGGGAAGAGCGUGUAGACUUUGAAGACUAUGAAGCUCCGCCUGCGGCAAUGUGUGAGCCUGAGGUCCUUGACGCGGCACGUCCCGAGAACCACACUCACCAACCCCUCCAUAUGGAGGAGGAUGAGGAGGAGGAGGAGGAAGAGCAACAGCAUCAACAAGAAAAACAGCAGGAUGACGAAGACCUGCCGCUGCUUCAGCCUCUCCCCUCUGCGCAGGACAGAGCCUCCCCAGCCAGGCCCCGUCAAUGA